GUGUUUACGUGCCAUGGGAAUUACAGCUCAUUUUGUAAUUCUCCUGUUUUAUUACGUGCCAUAUAUAUAUAUAUAUAAUUGGCAGUUGAAAUAUAAUAUGUACCCGUCACGCAAAAAGAAAUUAUGAUAAAAACAAAUCAUUUAAAGCCACAUGUUAUCUUUUAUUAUGUCUUCUCAGAUGGCCUGGGACAACCACUGGUGAGAGGGUUACAUCAAGGGCCAGUUAAAGACACCCCGCUCCAUAUGGCCAGCGAUGGUGGGAACCUCGAUACUGUGAAACAGCUCAUGAAUGGUGAUGAAAUAGACAUCAACACCCGAGGUUUGUAUGGACUGACACCAUUGAUGUUGGCUGCAUUGAAAGGGCACCAUGACGUCUUUGAAUAUCUUCACAAACGAGGAGCUGAUAUGACACUAACGGACCGUGGUGGUGACCACAUUCUUAGCAUGGCCAGUGUCGGGGGAAAUAUGGACAUUGUAAAAUAUGCGGUCACAGAAAAACCUUACCUGAUCAACCGAACAAGAAAUGACGGAAGAACCUCCUUAAUGUGGGCAGCAUGGCACGGGAGGGAAACCAUAUUUGUGUAUCUGCUGGAUAAUGGGGCUGGCUAUAUGUCUAUGGAUAAUGAUGGGGACAACAUCCUUCACUAUGCCUCUCAUGGAGGACACACUGUAAUCGUGGAGAAGGUCCUCGCUGAUUCAAAGAUUGACGUCGACAGUAGUGACAGAUAUGGAAGGACAGCAGUGAUGGAGGCAGUAAAGCAAGGAUAUGAACAGGUGUUUGACAUACUUGUCGGAUAUGGAUGUGACAUAUCACACAUAGAUAACGAUGGUAACAAUGUACUCCAUGUGGCGUGUCGUGGAGGACAUGUAGCGAUGGUGGAGCAUGUCCUCUCGCAGACAAAUGUUGACAUCAACAGUAGGGGGAAGGAUGGGGCAACACCUCUGAUGUUUGCAGCACGUGGUAGACACAGAGGUGUGUUUGACCUGCUUGUGGCAAAGAGAGCUGAUGCAUCACUACUGGAUGACAAGGGGAACAACAUCCUACACGUGGCUUGCAUGGGAGGACAUGUAGGCAUGGUGGAGCAUGUCCUCUCACAGGAUAUGGUGGACAUCAACAGUCAAGGACGACGUGGGAGAACGCCACUGUUAUGGGCAGCAUUGAGGAAACACAGUGCAGUGAUUCGGUUACUGCUGGGUCAAGAUGCUGAUCUAUUACAAUUGGAUGAUGACGGAAACAACAUCCUGCAUGUAUCCUGUGAAACAGGAAAUGAGGAAAUUGUGCGGGUUGUUCUGUCACAGAAUAAGCUUGAUAUCAACGCACGGAAUGGUCGUGACGAAACAGCCUCCAUGAUUGCAAAACGUACACAUCAAAAUAAUUUACAUGAACUGCUCCUUCACAAUGAGGUCAAGAACUGAGAAAUCCUCAUUACCAACACUGAAGUGUUUUUUCCAGAGAGUCGAAGUUUAAGGUCGCUGAAAAAUGUGGCGGUGGGUAGGUACGUAUAAAUCGAGCUCCAUGUGAUAAUUUGUCAACCUAAAUCUGCGACCGCAGGAGUAUCAGACCCACAUUAAAUGGAACGCUAAUGUUGCGUGUUUGUUGCUGAGGAACGAGUACCAAGCACUGUCUACACAAUUUACAUGUCGCCUCUUAAACGUAAUCAUCAGCCUCAAUAUUCCGUGUUAUAGUAAAUUGUAGGAAAUGUGGAACUUGUGUAGAGUAAAGCUUAUGUUGGAUAGUCUGGUGACCUUUCUGUCUACUCAAGUUAUGGCGACUGUAGGGAGCCCGAGAAUGUCUUGAGUGUUCUAUCAGUGAUGAGUGAAUAAGAUAAGUGCGGAUGGAACGGUGCAGAGAAAACAGAAAAGACAACAUUGUGAGAUGAUUAGCUUCUCAUGAGGAUAUGAAGUUCUUUUGUAUCUUAUUUUUUAGUUUUUUGUCUGUUGUUGUUCUUGUGUGUGUUUUUUUGCUACUUGAUGUUUGUGUUUUGCUUUCUUUAAGCUAUAGUUUAAUGACCCAAAAGGUCAAAUGAAGUUGUUUGCUUCUUUCACAUUUCAUGCUUUUGUGUCAGCUCCAUACCCGUGCUCCUGGCUAUCACCAAAACUUGGACUUUCCU
This is a messenger RNA of Haliotis rubra (blacklip abalone), 2111 nucleotides long. Its product is annotated as putative ankyrin repeat protein RF_0381. Gene Ontology annotation, molecular function: protein binding. The record is from RefSeq and is a predicted model, not a curated record. The transcript is spliced from 2 exons. Bases 124 to 1416 code for a protein of 430 amino acids. Lineage: Eukaryota; Metazoa; Mollusca; Gastropoda; Lepetellida; Haliotidae.